Budorcas taxicolor (takin) is the source of this 1542-nucleotide messenger RNA. RefSeq names its product phosphopantothenoylcysteine synthetase (gene PPCS). The coding region runs from base 1 to 936 and encodes 311 amino acids. Gene Ontology annotation, biological process: coenzyme A biosynthetic process. Gene Ontology annotation, cellular component: cytoplasm; nucleus. Lineage: Eukaryota; Metazoa; Chordata; Mammalia; Artiodactyla; Bovidae. The transcript has 3 exons. Gene Ontology annotation, molecular function: phosphopantothenate--cysteine ligase activity. The record is from RefSeq and is a predicted model, not a curated record.
AUGGCGGCCGUGGACCUGGUUGCCGAGUUUCCCCAGCCGGCCGGUGCUGCGCGCUGGGCAGAGGUUAUGGCUCGCUUCGCCGCCCGGUUGGGCGCGCAGGGCCGACGAGUGGUGUUGGUCACCUCCGGCGGCACCAAGGUCCCUCUGGAAGCCCGGCCUGUGCGCUUCCUGGACAACUUCAGCAGUGGGCGGCGCGGUGCUAGCUCGGCCGAAGCCUUCUUGGUCGCGGGCUACGGGGUUCUGUUCCUGUACCGCGCGCGCUCUGCCUUCCCCUUUGCCCACCGCUACCCGCCCCAGACCUGGCUGUCUGUUCUGCGGCCCUCCAGCCAAGCGCCUUCGGGCUUGCUGAGCCUGGAGGCGGAGGAAAAAGCACUCCCGGGCUUCGCCGCAGCUCUGCGGAGCUACCAGGAAGCUGAGGCUGCCGGCACCUUUCUGGCCAUAGAGUUCACCACUUUGGCAGACUAUUUGCAUUUGCUGCAGGCUGCAGCCCAGGCUCUCAACCCACUAGGUUCUUCUGCGAUGUUUUACCUGGCUGCGGCCGUGUCAGAUUUCUAUGUUCCUGCUUCUGAAAUGCCUGAACACAAGAUCCAGUCAUCUGGGGGCCCACUGCAGAUAACAAUGAAGAUGGUGCCAAAAAUGCUUUCUCCUUUGGUUAAAGACUGGGCUCCCAAAGCAUUUAUAAUUUCCUUUAAGUUGGAGACUGACCCCUCCAUCAUAAUUGAUCGUGCACGGAAUGCUUUAGAAGUUUAUCGACAUCAAGUGGUGGUGGCUAAUAUCCUUGAUUCACGGCGAUCUUCUGUGGUUAUUAUAACCAAAGACUCAGAAACCAAGUUGCUGUUAUCAGAGGAAGAAGUAGAGAAAGGCAUAGAGAUAGAAGAGAAGAUAGUGGAUGAUCUUCAGUCUCGACAUACUGCUUUUAUACAUGACAAAAACUGAGGUAAAAAGCCUUUAUUUAUAGGAUCAAAACUUGUUCAGUGGACCAGGGCUCUUAUAGGUGGUGAGAAGUAGAAUAAAUCCUUUGCUUUCAUGAAGACAGAAAAUGAAGAGGAAAAGCAGUGAGUGGUGGGCAGGCUAAUGUGGCUCGGCAUCUGUCUUUUAAAGGUCUUUCAGUACUCUUAAAAAAUGAAAGCAAAGGUUAUCACCGAACCACCUGACACACUCACCUGAAUGUUAUCUUGAUUUUGAGAAUGACUCUAGCUGUUUCUCAGCUUAAAAAAAAAAGCUUAUUGGGUAUCAUAUUCCUCCAAAUAUACAUGUGGGGCCUGAACAUCAGCCUUCUUCACACUAUAAAAAGGAUGAUGGAUGCCUGAAUGGCCAUGCUUAUUUUGUUGAUACCUACUAUGUGGUAGGCCCUCAGGAUUUUGAAGAGUCAAAGGUGAAUUGUUGUUCAGUCGCUAAGUCGUGUCCAGCUCUGUGACCCCAUGGACUACAGCAUGCCAGGCUCCUCUGUUCUUCACUAUCUUCCAGAGUUAGCUCAAAAAGAUGAAUAAACAUGUCUAGUUUGGGAAAUGGCUAUAUAAAAAUUAAGUACAAUAAAGUAUG